This is a messenger RNA of Hippocampus comes (tiger tail seahorse), 4895 nucleotides long. RefSeq names its product leukocyte receptor tyrosine kinase (gene ltk). Lineage: Eukaryota; Metazoa; Chordata; Actinopteri; Syngnathiformes; Syngnathidae. Gene Ontology annotation, cellular component: signaling receptor complex; plasma membrane. The record is from RefSeq and is a predicted model, not a curated record. Gene Ontology annotation, molecular function: protein binding; transmembrane receptor protein tyrosine kinase activity; ATP binding. The transcript has 29 exons. Bases 345 to 4886 code for a protein of 1513 amino acids. Gene Ontology annotation, biological process: regulation of neuron differentiation; protein phosphorylation; regulation of cell population proliferation.
CGAAGCGAACCGUCGUCAGAAGGGUAGCAAGCGCUUUUCUCCCCCGAGUCCACACGGGGAGGGCGGAGAGGAUUGUGGUAGUGACGUCAGUGCGGCAGCAUCAGCAUCACUAAAAACCUCGCCAAAAACAUCACUACACAUCGACCAGUGCCGCACGUCGGGCCAAAAAGCGAGGAACCAACCAACCAACGGCCGCCGCACCAGCCCGCCACGUCUCUUGGGGCCGCUUGCGUGCGUCUCCUCUACGGCUACAUGAGGAGCUAAAGGCGCCCGAACAAGCGCGGACUCUUGUUUUGUUUUUUUGGGGGGCUGUAGGGUGGACUUGUCCAUAAAACAACGGAGCCAUGGACGAUGUUAAAAAGCAAAGUGCUCUUCUUCACGUCGCCUUUCUAUUGAUCUGCAGCCACUGCCACGCUUUUCUGGAUGGUUUUCUAGAGGACAACCCGUCAGAUCAGCUUCUCCCUCGACACUCCGACUCACAAGAAGACAGUCAAUUUUUCUCCUGUGAUUUCGAGUCACCCUGUCUCUGGACUUUAUCAAAUCACAGUCAGCAAAGUGACUGGUCGGCGGUGUCUGCACGGCAAACCGAGCAAGCAGGUUGGAUGCCAGAGGCAGACUACUCAGAGGGGAGCUCUGAUGGUCACUUCCUUCUCCUAAGCCCCUCCCCUGGUGCCGAGGCUUCUCAGAGAUGCGAGUACCAUUUAACCAGUCCGAUUAUGCCGAAAAGUGCGCACCAAUGUGUUUUGCAUCUGGCCCUCUAUGAGACAUCGCCAUCGGCAGGAAACCUCACAGUCCUGAUCAAGCCACUUUACUCCAGUUCAUUCACGAACAUCAUCGUGUUCAAGCCUGAGAGAAGAGAGGACCCCAGGACGGAGUGGGAAGCUGUAGAGACUGGAAUAGGCCCAGUGGAUGAGCCCUUUCAGGUGACUCUGAGCUACACUGGAUGUUUGCAGAGUGGAUCCACUGUGGCGCUCGACUCACUGUACUUCGUAGACUGUCAGUCAGACGAAGACAAUGAGGUCAUCCCACCGGAUAUGGACUGUGGUGAUAAUUUCUACUGUGAACACUCUGAGUAUUGCAUCGAGCGAAACCAUGUGUGCGAUUUCCACACGGACUGCCCUUUAGGAGAGGACGAGGGCUUCAUCUGCGGUUCAAUGCCAUUUGGCACACACUGCUCAUUUGAGCAGGAUGCUUGCGGUUGGUCCGUGUCCAAGCAGCAAUCGGCUUGGAGGAGGGUGGCCGGUGAGGAGCUGCUGCAGAGAGAAGACAUGCACAGCCUCACCCUGAGCAGUACGCCCGGACACUUUUUGUUUCUGGAGAUCAGAGAGACACAUACGCUGCAGAAGGCAUCUGUCGAGAGCCCCUUUUUCCCUCCUCCUGUCGCUAAUAGAACUUGCCAGAUGCGUUUUUCUUUUUAUCUCUUUGGCUCCUUCAAUGGCUCCUUGGCGGUGGCUAUAGAGGAGAAUGGGACGUCCACAGCACCGCUGAUCUGGAAGGGACGUAGUCAGUGGAAGGAUGACUGGGAGGAUGUUGUCCUGCAACUGACAGACCUUCAUCAUGGGUUCCGUGUUAAGGUGACAGCUGUUUGGCUCCAAGGCUCCCGUGCUGAUGUCGCCUUGGAUGACAUUGCUCUCGGGGCAACCUGCUUUGACACAGAUCUCAACUCUAUCCAGCCGAUGGCCGACCUGAGGGAUUUCUUUAGUCCCGUUACAGAGCCUUCAUUUUCAGAAGUGUCUCUGAGGACGUGGUUUUUUAACUCGUGCGGUGCCAGCGGUCCAUACGGGCCGACCCAGGCCCAGUGUGACAGCACCUACAGGAACAAAAAUGUCAACGUAACUGUGGGGAAGGAAGGAGCCUUAAAGGGAGUGCAAAUGUGGAGGGUCCCUGCCACCAGCAGAUACCUGAUCUCGGCUUACGGCGCCGCAGGAGGGAAUGGAGCCAAAAACCACAACCAGCGCAACCAUGGAAUCUUCAUAUCGGCUGUGUUCCCUCUUGAGAAAGGGGAAUUAAUUUACAUCUUAGUGGGCCAUCAGGGAGAGGAUGCGUGCCCGGGGAGAAAUGCCCAAACCCAGAAGAUCUGCCUAGGGGAGUCAUCUGUGAUUGACAACAGGGGGGAGGCUAGCACAGAGUGGUAUGGAGGUGGAGGCGGAGGAGGGGGAGCUACCUACAUCUUUAAGAUGGAGGGCGAUGAGAUGGUUCCUCUGCUGAUUGCGGCCGGCGCAGGAGGGAAUGCCUACAUGGAAGACCCAGAGUCCAGUCUGGAUCAGAAACCACUCGAGCAGUUUGAGAACAGCACCACAACGCCCAGCACCAAUGGCCAAAGUGGCGCUGCAGGUGGUGGUGGAGGCUGGAAAGACUCCCCCACUGCUCACCCCGUAGCCGGCAGGUCGCUCUCAGAGGGUGCUGGCGGGGGUGCAGCGUGCCUUUUGUCCCAGUCCAAACUGGAUUGGUCCACCUACGGGGGAUUCGGAGGGGGAGGUGGCGCCUGCACGGCCGGAGGAGGGGGAGGUGGCUACAGAGGCGGCGACGCUGCUCUGAAGGAUGACAUCAAAGCAGAUGGCCGUGAUGGGAUCUCCUUCAUUAAUCCAAUUGGGGAGAUUUACCUGCAGCCUCUAGCAGCCAUGGAGAGUCACGGCGAGUGUGAAAUCAAAGUGCAACUGAACUGCAGCCACUGUCAGUCGCAGAGCUGCAAGCGGGAUAAAGACACACACCUCCUCCUCUGCCUGUGCCACGGCGACGAGGUUUUGGCCAGUGAUAAUGUCACCUGCGUUGAUACAGCAGCUCCUCCAGUCCCGCCUCCUCCGGGCCAGAUGUCGGCCGCACUGAUCCUGGCUGUGGUCACCUCCACCGUCGUCAGCGGCGUGGCGUUGAUCUGCCUCGGCGUCAUCCUCAUGUGGCAUCGCUGGAAAAACGAUCUGCAAGCAGUGAGGGGCCACCUGCAGAGCCCCGAGUACAAAUUGAGUAAGAUCCGCACCUCCACCAUCAUGACGGACUACAACCCCAACUACUGCUUUGCCGGGAAGGCCUCGGCGCUCAGUGAGCUGAAGGAAGUACCGCGCAAAAACAUCACGCUGCUCAGAGCUCUUGGCCACGGCGCCUUCGGUGAGGUGUAUGAGGGUCAGGUCCUCGGAAUGAAUGCAGAUAAUGGCCCCAUGCAGGUGGCCAUAAAGACUCUUCCAGAAAUCUGCUCAGAACAGGAUGAAAUGGAUUUCCUUAUGGAGGCACUGAUUAUGAGCAAGUUCAACCACAAGAAUAUUGUACACUGCAUCGGUGUCAGUCUCAACAUCUUGCCACGUUUCAUUCUGCUGGAACUCAUGACCGGAGGAGACAUGAAGAGCUUCCUGAGGCAGAACAGGCCUCAACACGGCCAAACUCCUUCUCUCAGCAUGCACGAGCUGCUGCAGAUGGCCAGGGACAUUGCAUGUGGUUGCCGCUACUUGGAAGAGAAUCACUUCAUACACAGAGAUAUUGCAGCUAGAAAUUGCCUUCUUACGUGCCCUGGACCGGAAAGGGUGGCCAAGAUCGGAGACUUUGGCAUGGCCAGGGACAUUUACAGAGCCAGCUACUACAGGAAAGGUGGUCGUGCCAUGCUCCCGGUCAAGUGGAUGCCCCCUGAGGCUUUCAUGGAGGGAAUCUUCACCUGCAAGACUGAUACAUGGUCGUUUGGAGUACUGCUGUGGGAGAUCCUCUCUCUAGGCUACAUGCCAUACCCAUGUAAAACAAACCAGGAGGUGCUGGAAUUUGUCACCAGUGGAGGUCGGAUGGACCCCCCAGAGGGUUGCCCGGGCCCUGUUUAUCGGAUCAUGACCCAGUGCUGGCAGCAUUGUCCUGAACAUCGGCCGAACUUCUCCACGAUACUUGAGAGAAUCAACUACUGCACUCAGGAUCCGGAGGUGAUCAACACACCUCUGCCAGUGGAAUAUCGGCCCACCACCGACGAUGACAGCGCCGCAGUGAUUCGGCCCUCCGACCGCACACCCACCAGCUUCGCUCCUCUCCUCUCCUUGACCUCCUCCUCCUCCUUGAGCCUGGCGCCCUCGCCUCUGUUCCCUCAGCCCGCCAAACCUCGCUUUCUCCAAAACGAGACGAUGCCAUGCCGCGAGGUGCUCCCGGAUCCCUCCUGGGCUGAGGCGGCCCCGGCGGCCAACGCGUGCACGGGUGUCCUUGUGCUGCACCCCGAGCCUCCCUUGCGCCAACCUUGCUCCACAAACAAGUCUCGUUCGGGGAGCCAACGGCUGAAAAACAAAACCAAGAAUUUGUGGAACCCAACGUAUGGCUCUUGGGUCUUGGAAAGCUUCAAGGGCAAGAAGACCUUGGCUCACACUCAGUCUGUGCCCAUCUCAAGUCCUCCUUCCUGCAACGCAGCCGCUCAGUCCUCCUCAGAGUUCAACCGAGCAGGCUACUCCAAUUGCUCCCACAUUAAACCUGCCGCUCUCUGUAUUUCUGCGUCCCCUUCUUGCCAGCCUCAAACCGUGCUUAGCGUGCCCCACAAUAAGAGCCAAAGCAGCAGCACCCCCGCUAAGGGGGGCAUUGACCUAGCCAAGCUGCAGAGUUUCCCCUGCGGAAACGUCAAUUAUGCCUACGACGAGCAAAGCUAUGAAGCAGAGAGCAUGCCCUUGGUGGUCCAGACCAAAGCUCCAGAAUCUCUCAAAAACACCAACUCUGCCCCCAGCAUGUCCUCUGGGCUGGGCCUGGGGCUAACUCUGGGCCUCUACACGUCCUCCUCCUCGUCCACUUCCUCUUUCUUCAUGCCCAAGCUGCUGCUCAAGCGCCACGCCAGCUACGGGCACGAGGACGUGAAGAGACACACCAAAGCUGAGAAGCCCUCACGAGACCGAGACUCCGGCUUCUCUCUGUCUGAGGAUCUGAGCGUCACACCAAUCUGAGAGUCAACA